AUGUCUUGCCAUAGUCUUAAGCCUAACAAGUUUCUCAAAAACUUAGAAAAUGAGACUAUGUCUGUCAAUGUUGGCGUUGGUGACUCGCGUCAAACCUUUACUGUUCACAAAACUAUACUUCAACAGUGUACUACUUACUUUGAGUCCAACAAACUAUUUUACACCGUGGCUGGACAGCAAGGAUUGGUCUUCUUCAAUGAUGAGAAUCCCAACGUCUUCAAACUUUUUGUUGAUUGGGCUUACAACGGAACCGUUCAAAAACCUCGAACCAAGAUAUACAUCAAAAGCAAACUAUCUCAGACAGAAUUCAACCGUCUCGAGUUAGAGCUACUCGCAGAGUUCAAUGGGAGCCUUAAAACUUUGGUCAGUUUGUACUCACUUGCCGAAAAAUGGGAAAUUCAUAACUUGAUGAACCGAACCAUCGAUGCCAUUCAAGAUGGCUAUCUUGAGUUUGGUACUGUCUUCGGACCUGGUCUUGCUGUUCAAAUUUGGCAAGAGACAAAGUUAGAUUCUACCCUGCGAGAAUUUUGUAUUGCAAGCACAGUUAUGCAUAUGGAUCGUGGUUGCACUAAACUUCGGCAAGAAGUGAUGAUGAAUUGCAUUCUUCUUCCUGGAUACUUCCAAGGCAUGCUUAGAUGA
Molecule: messenger RNA, 639 nt
Organism: Botrytis fragariae
Lineage: Eukaryota; Fungi; Ascomycota; Leotiomycetes; Helotiales; Sclerotiniaceae
Exons: 5
Coding region: 1-639 (212 amino acids)
Molecular function (GO): protein binding
Source: RefSeq, a predicted model, not a curated record